Messenger RNA from Paramecium pentaurelia, 741 nucleotides. The record is from the annotation of a GenBank genome assembly. NCBI's taxonomy places the organism in Eukaryota, Ciliophora, Oligohymenophorea, Peniculida, Parameciidae.
AUGUAUUAUCAUUAAGUGUUGAAUACAAAUCAAAGUCAAGCAUUUGUAAGUACAAUAAAUACUGAAAGAACAAGAUGUCAAACUUAACAUUAUAAAGAGAAUUCUAAAUAAUUUCUCUAUUAAUAACCAAUUUAAUAGCAAUAGUAAAACUUGAAUGAAUAGUUAUUAAUAUAAAAUUAAAAGGUAUUAAAAUAUAAUGUAUAAUAUUAGUUAAGUGAUUAAAAUAUUAGAUUAUAAAAUGAAUGUAAGAGAUUAGAAUAUCAUUUGAAUUUAAUUUAACAGAAUUUUUAGCAAUUAAAAUAAUUGUAUGAUUAAGAUUAAUUGGAAAUGCAACGUUUUACAUAUUUUUGUCAUUAAUAAUAAUAAGAACAUAAUUCAAUGUAAACAAGAAUAUUAGAUUUGGAAUAAGAGAACUUUUAACUUCAUCAUGAAAUAGAUCAUUAUAAGAAAAAUUUAAAGGAUUAAGAAUUUAUGGAGAAUUAAAGAAGAGAAAUUAUGAUUGGUUAAUAGAAAUUGAUAGAACUUUAAGAAGAAAUGAAAAAAGAAGUAGAAUAAAUAAGACAUGAUCCUUUAAUAGAAAUCUUAGAAUCUUGGAGAGAUCGAGCCUUAAAAUCAUGCACCUAUAGUAGUUAAUAAAAACCAAUUAAUAAAUUAAAUACAACAAAAGAAAAAUAUUAGAAAUUGAGCAGAUUAACAAUGCAAGCAGCUGAAUUAUUAAGUUUUAAAUUAAAUUAUAAAUGA